Aspergillus ruber CBS 135680 is the source of this 719-nucleotide messenger RNA. RefSeq lists its product as uncharacterized. NCBI's taxonomy places the organism in Eukaryota, Fungi, Ascomycota, Eurotiomycetes, Eurotiales, Aspergillaceae. The record is from RefSeq and is a predicted model, not a curated record. The transcript has a single exon. The coding region runs from base 43 to 624 and encodes 193 amino acids.
UCCCUCACUCAGCCCCAUAUAUCUCCCAAACACCAAUUCCCAAUGGAUACAUUUCAAGAACAAUACCUAUCUUUCAUCCAAGUGCCUGACCAAACCGUUCCAUUAUCCGCCCCGGACUGGCCCAAAACCCACCAUCCCCAGGCGAUAUCUUGGUUCAGGCACCUUCGCUGGACAAUCACUAGCAUGACUACCAAAUCCAUCCAAGCCAUCGAAGCAGCUCUACACCUCUACGAAAAGACCUCUCACGAACACUCUCUGCGCUACACCAAGCUCCGCGAAUCCAUUCCGAAGUUUCUCGAAUGGUGGGAUAACUUCAUCCCCGUGACACAGCUAUCGCGAUUCUUUCUUCUUGCCGUGGCCGAGUUCAUGAUGAGUCUGGGGGACUUGGUCAAUGUGGGAGAAAUGUAUUUCACAAAGGGGGAUGUGGACUUGGACUCUGCUUUUGUGAGAGAGAUGCUGGAGGUUAGGAAGAGUGCGCGGACAGUGAUUUUUGAAGGGUUUAUCAUUGGGCGGUUGGUGCAGGAGGCUGUUUUUAGACUUGAGGAUUUGGGGGAGGGGUAUACUGCGGAUCAGAUGUUUGUGGGUUUGCCAGGGGGUUUUCCUUUUCCUGGGGAGAAGUUUUGAGUUGGGUUGUUAUGCUGGUGGUAAUGAAGAAACGUCAAGCCUUCGUUCUGGUGGCCUUGUGGCCUUACACAGACAUGUCAUUAUGCAAAUACCGC